AUGUCUGACAACAACUCCUCCACCCUCAACAGCUACAUCAACCAGGCCACUGGCCUUGCUCAGCGUGCCGUCGGCUCUCUGACUGGUAACGCCUCUACUCAGGCCCAGGGCGAAGCCACCCAAAACCAAGGCCAGGCCCAACAUGCCGCAAGCCACGAGACCGCCAAGCUGGGCCCUGUCUCCGCAGACCCUCACACCGGCGCCGCGGCCAAGGACAACUCGAACCGCACGGCCGGAGCCUGGGACCAGACCAUUGGCUCGGCUAAGGAGUCCGUCGGCAACCUGAUCGGCAACGAGAACCUGCGCCGCGAAGGCCAGGAGCAGAACGCUAGCGGCAAGGCGCAGGAGGCAAAGGGCCAGCUCCAGGACUGGGGCGAGGGUGUCUCUGACCGCGCCAAGGGCGCGUUUGGAAGUGCGGGCGCUGCGCUCAAGGGGGAUCGCACAGAGGAGGAGAAGUGGAGGGAUGUGCAUGAUGAGGGCAAGGUGAGACAGAGGGGUGCUGAGGCGGAUAUGGAAAAGAGAUAUUAG
Molecule: messenger RNA, 528 nt
Organism: Aspergillus clavatus NRRL 1
Lineage: Eukaryota; Fungi; Ascomycota; Eurotiomycetes; Eurotiales; Aspergillaceae
Product: CsbD family protein
Exons: 2
Coding region: 1-528 (175 amino acids)
Source: RefSeq, a predicted model, not a curated record